Molecule: messenger RNA, 1042 nt
Organism: Eurytemora carolleeae
Lineage: Eukaryota; Metazoa; Arthropoda; Copepoda; Calanoida; Temoridae
Product: doublesex- and mab-3-related transcription factor 3
Exons: 2
Coding region: 327-935 (202 amino acids)
Biological process (GO): sex differentiation; regulation of transcription by RNA polymerase II
Cellular component (GO): nucleus
Molecular function (GO): DNA-binding transcription factor activity, RNA polymerase II-specific; RNA polymerase II cis-regulatory region sequence-specific DNA binding
Source: RefSeq, a predicted model, not a curated record
AGAAGGGGGAUGAAAGGGGAGAGGCCAAAGAUAAAGUAUGGGUGGUGUACUGUAUAGAUAGUUUAUUCAAGUGAGGGAUGAAUUCUGUUCCAUCCCUGGACUAAAUACACAUAAAUAUACCCAAAAGCAACAAACUAACUUACUCAACUAUAAUUGAAUCCUAUUCUGUAACACCCGGUCAUUGGACACACAGAUACUUGAGUAAACAGAGUAGACCAAUCAGAGGAGAGCAGCGGCAGGGUUUCACCCAAUAGGAGAGGAGAACUGAGCGCCUGGUAGUAUCCUAGAAGUAUCUUGAGUUAUCAGUCUGUAGGGAGUAUCAAGGGAUGAUGCACGGUGAGGGUUCAAGAAGACCUAAGUGUGCUAGAUGCCGGAACCAUGGAUUUAUCUCCUGGUUGAAGGGACACAAACGCCAGUGUGAGUUUAGAGAUUGUUCCUGCGCCAAAUGUAAUCUGAUCGCAGAGCGCCAGCGCGUCAUGGCAGCUCAAGUUGCGCUUAAACGUCAGCAAGCUGCAGAGGAUGCCAUAGCCAUUGGGAUACGGGCUGUCACAACAGGAGAGAAUAUGUCAGCGCUGCCACAAGGUCCUAUUAUAGGGCUGCCAAGGUUAGCAGAUCGUGAAACCAACGCUGACAGAAGAAUACGAGAUGUGGAAGAGUUUUCAAAGAGUAAACGGAAACUAGAUUUAGAGGACUCCCAUGAGACGUAUCUCCCCCGCCUCCCCUCUCCUCCUCCCCCUCCCCAACCCUCAAUAUUUCGACCUCCAGGAUUAGAGGACGAUCCUCCAACUAUGGAUAAGAUGUCCGUAUGGAGGUUACUCCAGUAUCCAGUAAUGUAUCGGCAUCAUCAUCAUCUUUCUUCUCCAUAUCUUCCUUUCCUUUCACCUUCAUCUCUCUCCCUCUCAUACCCUCCACUUGAAUACUCAAAGAAACUUUAAAUCAUUUUAAUUUUAUUUUAACUUAUACAUAUAUGUUAACUAUAUUGAUUAAACGAAAUUUUAAGUGACCCACCUGCAAAGAUGGCAAUGUCAGAUUCAGAACCGUA